Messenger RNA from Cylas formicarius (sweet potato weevil), 2928 nucleotides. RefSeq names its product gamma-tubulin complex component 2-like. The coding region runs from base 285 to 2798 and encodes 837 amino acids. Gene Ontology annotation, molecular function: microtubule minus-end binding; gamma-tubulin binding. The transcript has 13 exons. Gene Ontology annotation, cellular component: equatorial microtubule organizing center; spindle pole; centrosome. Gene Ontology annotation, biological process: cytoplasmic microtubule organization; microtubule nucleation; mitotic cell cycle. Lineage: Eukaryota; Metazoa; Arthropoda; Insecta; Coleoptera; Brentidae. The record is from RefSeq and is a predicted model, not a curated record.
UAGUCGGUUAAACCUAUGAGGUUGAUCCUUCUGCAAUAUAAACAAAAAGCUCAUAAUUUCGUUUUACAAAAUGAAUAUGAGUCUAUGAAGUAUUAAUUAAAAUUCGUCUAUAAUAGAGAAAAAACCUCGAACCCUAAAAAUAUUAAAAAAGAAAACGAAGCUUCAAGUAGAAAGUAUAGAACGUCAAAAUAACGAUUAUUUGUUUAUAUUUGAAUGCCUUAUUCACAAAAUAUUCCCCUCAAUUACAAGCUAGAUGGUAUAAACUAGCAGUAGUUUGCCUCAAUAUGAGUGAAUUUAAACUUCAACAUGUUGUUGCAAAAUUAUUACAACAAUUGGGGGGGCAUGUGCAGCCAGAAGAGUUGGUUGAUUAUCUACAAAAAGAUCUAAAUAGAAGCACUGGAUCAAGCUGUUCGGGCUUACAGAUGAUUCAAGAAAGUCAUGUUCAGAAUCUUGUAGAAAAAGUAUCAAACCCACAGCCAUUUUUAGCAAAAUACAAUGAUUUGAAACAAAAGAAUGUGGAUUGUUUAAAUUUGUACAUGCAGUUACUUAACAGUAUUUCCCGUGAUAGCGGGGUAAAAUCUUUGCUCUUGAAGAGCAAGAAACAACCUUUUUCAAUUUCAGAAAUAAUUACUCGAGAUACAUUACCACAGGUCAAAAGCAGAUUGAAGGAGAAUAUAAAAAAUAUGCCCGUAGGGGAUAUAAGCAGUAUUUUAAAUGUAUCUGCAUCCAUACCCCUAGCUUCCACACCAUCAGUGGCUUCUUGGGUUCAGAGAAGGCCAAAUAUGUCACUUGAUUUUUCCACACAUAGCUUUGGAAGUUACACAGCAGCAAUUCCUGAAGUUUCCCAAGAAAAUGUGCUUAUUGAGGAUUUGUUGAACGUUCUUAUAGGUCUUCCAGGAUGUUAUAUAGAACCGGAAGAGUUAAGUGAUAUUUAUGGCCCUAGGAUGUUUAGAAUAAAUGAUAAUGUGCCUCCAGCACUGCAAGAACUUGUUAAACAGAUACUUCCCCUGGCCAGUCAUUAUUCUGUGAUACAAAGGUUUACAGAAGAAAAGAUGAGGUUUGAGUUUGGUCAAGUGAAUAAUGCCCUGGCAGAAGCUAUGCAGAGGCUUAUUAAAGACCAUAUGCUAUUUGUUGUCCAACUUGAGACGGAAUUCCGAACAAAUAAUCUAAAUUUACAAAAAGUGUGGUUCUUUGCACAAAGAAACAUGCAAUGUCUCGGUGUUGCUGCGGGUAUAGCAUUUUCUAUAAGCAAGUCCAAUGCAAAAGGUGGUAAAGUUUUAAGCCUCUUGCAUGACAGUGUGAUAAAUUCAAUUGGGGAUGAAAAAACUCAGCAGUUGUGCCUCCGACUUAUGGAAGAGGCUUGCCAACCAUAUAUGAAAAUGUUGGGAAUGUGGAUAUACAGAGGAAUUAUUUCGGAUCCAAUAAGUGAGUUUCUGAUAGAAGACAACGAGGUAAUUCAAAAAGAAGACAUGCCCGUUGACUAUUCGGCCGACUAUUGGGACAAAAAGUACUCAAUCCGACGAGAUGGAAUACCAAAAUUCUUAGAUUCGGUUUCCGAUAUUAUAUUAAAAGCCGGAAAAUAUCUGAAUGUGAUCCGUCAGUGUGGAAAACCAGUGAAAAACAAAGUCCAUCCGAUUCAAUACAAAAUUGAAGAGAAGCACUAUAUUGAGGCGAUUGAGAAGGCUUAUAUGUUUGCGAGCCAAACACUGUUAGACCUGGUAAUUAAGGAAAAGGAUCUUAUCGGUCGAUUGAAAUCCGUUAAACAUUAUUUUCUGCUCGAUAAAGGCGAUUUCAUAGUAACAUUUUUAACUCUGUGUGAAAAAGAAAUGAAUAAAGGUGUGGUGGAUGUUAUACAGGGCCGAUUGGAAUCUCUGAUGGAUUUGGCUUUGCGUCUUUCUAGCGCUGUUAACGAUCCUUACAAGGAUGAUCUGAGGACUGAAUUACUGCCUUUUAAUUUGCAGUAUCAGAUGUUUAAAAUAUUGAGCAUACAAACUAACUCAGAACAGGAGUAUUGGACCAAUUCCGAUCCCAAACAGCUGUCCGUCAUAGAAUCUUUUACAUUUAGUUACGAAGUGCAUUGGCCGUUAUCUCUCAUACUUAAUCGAAAGUCUUUGGCACGUUACCAGAUGAUUUUUCGCCAUUUGUUCUAUUCCAAGCACGUGGAAAGGAUGAUUUGCCAAGUGUGGAAGUCAAAUAAGGUGGCUAAAAAAUUUCACUGUGAAGACGCAAGGCACUAUAGGGAAGCUUUCGCACUGAGGCAGAAGAUGCUUCAUUGUAUCCAAAAUCUGGAAUACCACAUGAUGGUCGAGGUAAUAGAGCCCCAUUGGUGUAUGUUUUUACAGAAAAUAUCUAAGGUUCAAAAUGUUGAUGAAAUUUUAGCGUGUCACUGUGAUUUCCUAGAUAGCUGCCUUGAAGAUUGUAUGUUAACAAUACCGGAGAUCUUGAACACCGUCAUCGACUUGCUAAAUAUUUGCGUGGAUUUUUGCAAAUUUAUGCAAAGGAUGCAGCGCUAUUUUGUGGAAGCGGAGUUGGGCUCAUUGCCAAAUUCGUUUUACGAAUCUUUUAUGCAGAAUGACGUAAUGAUUCUCAGUAGCAGCCACGAAACAGAACUAGAUUUAAGCUUUAAAGACAAAAUAGGAGCAUUUGACGCCCAGUUCACCAAGUCUAUUAGAACUCUCUUGGCGCAAAUUAAUAAUCUGAACAAAGAUACUAGCGAACACGACAGGUUGUUUAACUUGCUCUAUAGGUUGAAUUUCAAUUCGUACUAUACUGGAGGAUUGGUGAAUUCGUCUGGUUAAUUUUCUGGGUGUUCAUUCGUUUUUAUAUUAAUUUAUUUUAUGUAAAAAUAUCUCUUUAAUAUUAAUAAUGUGGUUAUCAAAGGACAAAACAAGAAAAUGAAAGCAAUUUUAACUUGAAAAGCUAAACUUC